Molecule: messenger RNA, 5326 nt
Organism: Athalia rosae (coleseed sawfly)
Lineage: Eukaryota; Metazoa; Arthropoda; Insecta; Hymenoptera; Athaliidae
Product: putative fatty acyl-CoA reductase CG5065
Exons: 8
Coding region: 2571-4097 (508 amino acids)
Biological process (GO): long-chain fatty-acyl-CoA metabolic process
Cellular component (GO): peroxisome
Molecular function (GO): alcohol-forming very long-chain fatty acyl-CoA reductase (NADP+) activity
Source: RefSeq, a predicted model, not a curated record
AUAGGACGGUAUAGUCGGCGGCAAAAGUUUUAAAUGACCCAUAUAUAUACAUACAUGUAACGUAUAUAAUGCAGGUGACAUACGCGGCCCUCUUUCUCGCGUCUACGCGCCACAUCGUAUAUCAACUUUGAAUACGUAUUAUUUCGAUUCGCUGAACACGCUACAAAAGAAAAAAAAAAAGAAAAAAAAAAACAGCAGAAAUGUGAAAAAAACAGAACAUGAUUCGAACGAAAAAAUUCUUUCUCCAAUAGCGAAAUCGUUAUACUCGCAAUCAGCUGGCUGACUCGUAACAUUGGCCGCCGUUUUAAUUCCUACAUGGCAAUUUAUUUUAGCAACCGCUUAACACGUUAUGUAAUGAAUUUAAACACAGUCGUUCGUUUUAACAACGACGAUGACAUUGUGUGUGAGAAUAUUCAUGCAUAUAUAUGUAACGUACGCGUGUAUUUUUUUCGACUCUAGGAUCCGCGCGCGGACUUUUCCAGGGAAUCGUCAAGCUGUAUAAACAUUGAAAACGGCGCGUUCUGUCCUAUAACGUCGAAUUAAAAUUUCACGGACUUUCCUCGUACGGGAUCGAUAUCUUCCGCACGUAUUCGCUCACGCGUCGUCUUUAUUUUUUCCCCGUAUAUUUUUUUUUUGUUUUUCUUUUUCUUCGGGUUCACGAAAAUCUGGAUGAUCUUGAGGGGCGUGCGGUAAUUAUGUUACGAGUUUCGUGAAAAAAAAAAAAAACAAAAAUAUGUAUAUGAUGACGUCAGCCGAAGAUCAAGAGCGGAGUCAUUACCCCUAGCGUCCUAUUUUCGGUCCGUCCGGAAUCUUUGAUAAGGCGUUUGGUUGUCUAGAUGUUAUGAGAAUCGCGGUCACGUGGCGUUCGGAGAUAAAGUUGCGGUUAUAUACUCAACGAUAAUUGUCUAGCGAUAACUUUAGCCCGCAGUGAUUGCAUAAUCUUAUUUUAUACACACUUGAACCGCAAGGGAGAUGCGGUAACCGCGAUUCAUAAUUCCGACCGUCGAAUUCGCGUGUCCCGCGAUGUACCAAAUAUUAUUAUCAACGCGAAUUUUUCUUACGAGAUAUAUCGCGACUUUGUUAUCAUAUCGUAAUGUUGAAAUCGUUCGUACGGAUGCCAUCCGUACAUCGUUAUAUGUAUACAUGUAUACCAAUGUAGACCGGCGAGCGAUUUUAAUGGAAGUCAAAUUUGUAUAUAUUCAUAUUGUAAUUAUUAACUUUUUUCCAUUCCCCGUUAUUUACCCCGAUCUUGAACCUCAUCGCGGAACAAUUACGGUAGUUGGAAUGACAUUUAUCACGACAUACCUGAGACGAAUAAUUUUUUCAAUUACACUAUAUGUAUAUAAUUAUAGAUAUUAUUUCAAAACACUCGUCCAUGAUGAACAGAUAUCAUUAUCAUUCGAUCGAGGAAACGCGGAUAAAUAAUUGCACGCUGUUAUUUAUUUAUUUAUUUAUUUUUUUUCUUUUAUUUCUAGUUUUAUUUCACUUUUGUUUUCUUCUAUUUCAAUCCAAUCCAAGAUCGCGUAUACAUAUAGUUGGGAAAUCUGUAUAACGUGAGAUCUAAUCUACAGUUCUUUGUUGUACGUAACGUAGGUAUACGAACGCAUGUACAUAUAUGUAAAUAUAUUCAGGAUAUUAUACAUACACGAAACCUUGAGUCACAGCUGGUAAUUAAAUAUUUUCAAAAAAUUAACCCGCGAUUUGUAUAUUCGCGAAAUUGUUGUUACGUUAUGCAAUGUGGGCCAUAUAGAUAAGACGACUGUAGACGAAAUACCGAGGAUAUUCGUUUCAAGGCCAACUUUCGGAUGCGGCAUACAUACAUGUGCCUAACAAUAAGCGUACCGCAAAACUGCUCUUAUAAAAUUUGCAUUUUUCUUUUUUUUCUGCUUUCCUGUUUUUUUUUCAAGAUCUACUUUCACGUGUGCGCAGAUUCGGCGUGCACGCGAUGAUAUAACGUAUCUGUUCACUUGAAUUAUUGAAUGAAAGAUUUUUCGCGUGAUCGAGCGUGGAGAUCGGCCGUUUGAAUUCAACGCCGCUAAUCGCUGGGGGAUCGCGUGAAAAAUAUCCCGCGAUCGAAUCCGCGCUUUAUCCGACCUACAUUCCGGUGAUUCGGAAAAUUCGAUCGAUCGAUCGAUCCGCUGGAAAAAUGGGAAGAAAAUUCUGUACGACGCCGCGGGGAGGUCGUCGAACCGAUAUACCGAAUCGCUCGAGUCGAUCGCAGGGUAUACCCGAGACAUUUUUACAAGUUGACGAUUUACCUGCACCGCGACGAACCAGCUCCAAUUGAUAAUCCGCUGCAGGCAUCGUUCGCUGUUAUACGCUACAGCGUAAUUAUUUAUUAUUUAUAGUCACUCGCAAAUCGAUUUUUUAUCGACUCCUAUUAUAGCCAUACGAUACGAGGCAGCUAUCCGUGUAUGUAUAGUUAUAUGUAUAUACCGGUGAAAUCCACGCUCGUCGUUUGCCCCGGCGUCAAUAACGCUGCUUUUGCGGUUACGCAACCUUGACUAUGUGUAGCGAUCGAACGUCCGUCCGUCAGUCGCUCGUAACCGCUGAUCUGCGCUAAUUGUAAAAUGGGCACGACUAACGCAGACACUGAAAACGGCCAUGAGAACGACGAAGCAAGUGCAGCGGGAGGCUCGAUCGAGUCGUUUUUCGCUAACGCCGUGGUCCUCGUGACCGGGGCAACGGGAUUCUUGGGAAAAGCACUACUUGAGAAAUUAUUGAGAUCCUGCCCCAGACUGGCCACUAUCUACAUACUCAUACGUCCCAAGAAAGGGCAGAGCAUCGAACAAAGGCAUAAAGAAUUAAUGGACAACCCGGUCUUCGACAGGAUAAGAUGGGAAGUUCCCGGCAACCUGAACAAGGUCAUUCCGGUAAAAGGCGACGUGGCGUUACCGGAACUGGGCCUGAGCCCGGAUGACAAAGCGAUGCUGAUCCAGAGGGUGACGGUCGUUUUCCACAGCGCGGCAACGGUCAGAUUUGACGAAUCUUUGAAAGUGGCCGUUAACCUUAACACGAGAGGAACCGAGCGCGUUGUCAAAUUAUGCAAAAGUAUGGGGAGUCUGGUUAGCAUGAUCCACGUCAGUACAGCGUACAGUAACGCCGAUCAGAAACACAUCAGGGAAUCGGUUUACGCAACCAAAAUCAAGCCGGACGCGGUUAUGGAGAUGUGCGAUUGUCUCGACGACGAGACGCUAGCCAUCUUGGAAAAGAGGCUUAUCGGAAAACACCCCAACACCUACACUCUGACGAAGGGUCUGGCGGAACAAAUAAUCGCUACGAAAGGCGCCGGCUUACCCGUAGCCAUUGUCAGACCGAGCAUCGUGUGCGCGGCUUACCAGGAACCUUUUCCUGGGUGGGUUGACAACGUGUGCGGAAUCACAGGAAUAAUGAUGGAAAUCGGCCGGGGAACCAUCCGGAGUAUCAUUUGCAACAGCGAUCUUAACGUCGAUGUCGUUCCCGUUGAUCACGUGGUCAAUACGUUGAUUUGCGCGUCUUGGCACAACGUCAUGCGUAGGCCGAAAGAGCUUCAGAUAUACAACUGCACCAGCGGUCCUUUCAAUCCGAUCAGAUGGGCCGAAUUUGGAAGCCUGACGAGAAAACACGCGAUCGAUUCUCCGUCGAAAUACGUUAUGUGGUAUCCGGGUGUUACCUUUAGAACGAAUAAAUUAAUCCACAAGAUGAUGGCCGGAAUGCUGCACUUUUUGCCCGCCUUUGUACUCGACCUCGUCUUGAGGAUUCAAGGCGGUAAUCCUAUAAUGAUGAAAAUCACCCGACGAUUCGAGAGAGCAGCUAAAACUGGUGAAUUUUUCGCCGUCAACGAGUGGCUAUUCGAUGGGGAAAAUAUGAAAAAUCUUGCCAAAGAUGUGAAGACAACGAGUGACGCGAACGAUUAUUACGUUGACAUAUCGAAUUUGGAUUGGGAUGCGUACGUCCACCAAUAUAUUCUUGGAAUUAGGAAAUAUAUCUUGAAAGACUCACCGGACACUCUCACCAAGGCCAGAAGUCGACUUUUGAAACUUUACUGGGCCCAUAGGAUAACGCAGGCGUUCAGUUUUUUCGUAGUAAUAAAAAUGAUAACAAAAGCCGGUCGGUGAUAUUCGUCAAAUAAGAAAAUAAUGAAUUGAAUUUCGAUUGAUCGACGCUACCGGGAUUCUUUAUACUUUACGCACUUUAUAGCCGCAUGAUUCGCAAAGACGUGUACUUUAAUGAGAUGUCAUUCUAUAAACUUGUGCAUUGUUCAUUCAAUAGUUGGCUUUAUGGUACAGGAUAUAUUCAUAAUUUUCCAGUCGGAAAUCAUAAAGUAUUUUCAAAGCGACGUGGCAGACGUUUGAAGUCCGUAACGUUGCAUACGUGAUAUGUGAUAUCAUAACAAUGUUACCAUUUCGCGUCAAUUCGUACAUUAUUCCGUUUCCAUUUUAUUACCAUCUUUUGUCUUAUUCUUAUUAAGUUAUCUUUUCUGUUGUACCAAUGGUAGCGUAUCGGCUACACAUCGAGACGAAAUGAAUGUCUAGGUAGAAAUAUAAUAUCCUUAAGAAUAUUAUAUUUAGAAUAAAUGUUAUAAUGUCUAUUAUCAAUUAUGAAAUUGAAUUCCCAGCUCAGGCAUUCCGCGGAAUGCCACGCCACUCGAAGUAUUAGGAUAAUUCAAAUUAUGAUCUAUCGUCAUACAAAUAAUACGAUUAGAGGAUGAUUAUUUAUAAUAAUUAGUUAGCCCAAUAAAUGAGAUAUCGUUAUUUAAAAUUUUAAAUAAAAAAACAAAGAAAAAACGAAUCAAAACCUGCCACUGUAAUAAUUAUUGUGUAUCAUUUACUGCGCGGGAACAUAGGUAUAUUAACUUAUAGAACUAAAUGCCUGUCCAAUUUUUGUACUUUUUCAUAUAAGUCAAGAAGGUCUUUAUAACUGACUACGAUUUUGUGAUAAAUAUAUAACUGUCCAACAAUAGUAAUACAUGGUGAAUUAGAAUGAGGGUAACCAUUUAUAAAUACCUACAUUAUACUUAAUAUGUGAACGUAUGGAUGGUGGGCGCAAUUUUUAAUACAUAUUGUAUAUUGUAUACUACGGAUUUCUGCAUACGAAGUAAGGCCUUUUUGAUGUUAAAAAUAUGUUGCAGAAUAUAUUUAAAAAAUAUUACAUACAUUCAUAGGUAUUUUCGUUAGUUACACAAUAAACAUACGUUUAAUACGGACACUGUAUUAUUUUCUUAAUAAUGAAUAAGAUUUUCCUGUAAAAUUUUAUAGCAAAUGUAAAUAUGUACGAUACAUAAAUCGCAUAUACUCUUGAAGUGUGAUUGGCGUUGAAUAAAAUAUCAUUUUGAGAACCGCUGGUA